Messenger RNA from Phalaenopsis equestris, 894 nucleotides. Its product is annotated as protein PHR1-LIKE 3-like. The transcript has 5 exons. The record is from RefSeq and is a predicted model, not a curated record. Bases 24 to 674 code for a protein of 216 amino acids. Lineage: Eukaryota; Viridiplantae; Streptophyta; Magnoliopsida; Asparagales; Orchidaceae. Gene Ontology annotation, molecular function: DNA-binding transcription factor activity.
CCCCAAAGGCCAUACUGAGGAUAAUGAAUGUAAAAGGACUUACACUCUACCAUUUGAAGAGUCAUCUUCAGAAAUACAGAAUGGGGAAGCAAUUAUCAAAAGACCUUGAAAGCCCUAAUGAUGGACUUGCAGUCUCUGCUGUUGUGGAAAAUCGGGGAAGUCCAUGUGCAAAAUCUACGCAGGCAACCCAAGAAUUUAAUGAUGGGUGUAAUGAGGCAAUGAGAGUCCAAAUGGAACUUCAGCGAAGGUUGCAUGAACAACUGGAGGUUCAGAGAAGUCUCGAGCUGCGGAUUGAAGCGCAGAGCAAAUACCUCGAAACCAUUCUGGAAAGAGCCUGCAAUGCUCUCGUAGAUACAAAUCUAAGAGCAAAUGAGAUCGAAUCAAACCCACAAAAAUCCCCAGAAUUCGGCAACAGAGAAAUCCAUGGAUGCUUGGCCUUCUCAUCCGAGCCUCUCCAGCUGCCUCUCUUGUCUGAAAUAGCAGGGGCGGAUGAGAAACCUGGGAGCCGAGCUGAGCGCAUGAAUGGCUGCUCUGUAGAGAGCUCCUGCUCUUCCAACGGUAGCUUUGGUUCCAAGGGGGUUUUGAAGAAGCGGCCGCGCAGUGUGCUUUUCAAUGCUCGGUUGAAUUUUGGUAAUGGUCUGCUUGAGGAUCAGACAUGGAUGAGUUCAGCUUGAACCAAAAGGUUUUUUUUUUUUUUUUAAGGAAGAUUUACAUGCAUACCACUCAAUUUUUAUGGAUUUACAUAUCUGAUGCUUUGACUCGAGUUUUACAUGCAUGCUACGUUACAUAUGAGCGAAAGGGUGUAUUUUGCUUGUUUAGAUGUUAGGAUUGGUGGUAAUUUUGAUGUGAUAUGAAAAUUUUGGGUGAUGUAAAUGUAAAAAAAUAAAGUUUAAA